Centruroides sculpturatus (bark scorpion) is the source of this 537-nucleotide messenger RNA. Its product is annotated as myb/SANT-like DNA-binding domain-containing protein 1. The coding region runs from base 1 to 537 and encodes 178 amino acids. NCBI's taxonomy places the organism in Eukaryota, Metazoa, Arthropoda, Arachnida, Scorpiones, Buthidae. The transcript has 3 exons. The record is from RefSeq and is a predicted model, not a curated record.
AUGGCGGAAGCAUAUGGAAAAACAUUCGAAAGUGAGAAAAAACGUUCAGAAAAUUGGUCGGAGGAGGAGAUUUCAGUUUUAAUUGAAAUAUGGCGGGAAAAGAUCGAUGAUUUACGUCGAGCGAAACGGAAUAAAAGUGUAUAUGAGGCAAUGGCGGCAGAAAUUCGUCUUCGGAGGCCAACGUCCAGAGCUGGAACGUGGUCGGAAAGAAGAAGUAACGAAGAUUGGGCAUUCGGGAGGCAGCCCAUCUACCUGGCAAUAUUUCCAGAAAACGAUGAAAAUUCCAAUGAAUUGAUAGAUGUACCAGUACCAGAACGACUUGAAUCUGAAAUAAGGGUGACAAGGUCAUCAAAGAAAAAUAAACGGCCACUGGAACGGCAAAUAAAUGAAUUAAUAAGUGAAAUUAAAAGGAGCAAUGCCGGUUCUGAGAAAUUGGAAAGGAAAUCUAUAAAAAUUGCAGAGGAAGGACUGCAACUACAGAGAGAGAGUAUAGAAUUGCAAAAAGAGUUGUUAUCUGUAAUAAAAAUGUCUAAUUAA